This is a messenger RNA of Oryzias latipes (Japanese medaka), 3197 nucleotides long. It is a transcript of the gene enpp1, whose product is annotated as ectonucleotide pyrophosphatase/phosphodiesterase 1. The record is from RefSeq and is a predicted model, not a curated record. Lineage: Eukaryota; Metazoa; Chordata; Actinopteri; Beloniformes; Adrianichthyidae. Gene Ontology annotation, cellular component: cell surface. Gene Ontology annotation, biological process: nucleoside triphosphate catabolic process; negative regulation of fat cell differentiation; inorganic diphosphate transport. Gene Ontology annotation, molecular function: metal ion binding; nucleic acid binding; phosphodiesterase I activity.
UUGGUUUUGUUUUCCAGCUUCAUGGAGUUUAAGUAAAGCUUGUCUUUUCCUCGAUCAAGUAAACCAGCUGAGCAUCUGGAUUACAUCUACUUUGAGUCUUUUUGUAUCCACACAAUUGCAUUUGUGAUAUUAAAUAAAUAUUUUAGACACUUUAGGCAUUCCAUACAUUUUUCCUAACUGGAAAGGACCCACACUUGAAGACGUCAAACAGGCGGUGCCAGACUUCAGCUCAGAGUCACCCAGAGGGGACUGACUGCUGCAGUUCAUUGUCUGUGCCGGGCUGAGCGCGCAGCACCAUGGAGGAAACCAAAGCAGAGGAGAGCUUGCCUGACCAGGAGGCGACUGUGUUUGGAACUUCUGAGCCAGAAGGUCAGAAGAAAACGUCUGAGCGGAGAAAGACAAGGAUUAAACACUCUAAAAUCAUUGUUGGGGUUCUGCUACUGAUUUUGCUGAUCGCCAUCCUGGCUGCACUGAUUUCCAUGAAAACAAAGACUCACAGAGGAGGAGGGGACCUGUGGUUGGAGCAGGAAUCUCAUGAAGUUCAGCAGCCAACGUGUCCACCUGGUUUUUCCCGACCUCCCCUGAUCCUGGUGUCACUGGACGGUUUCCGAGCGCAGUACCUGACAGAUCACCAGAGCCAUUUACGAGUUAUCGGUGCUUUACGAAACAGAGGAACAACAGCUCCAUAUAUCAGACCUGUCUACCCCACAAAAACCUUCCCAAACCACUACACCAUCGUGACAGGUCUUUAUCCCGAGUCUCACGGGAUUGUGGAUAACAAGAUGUACGAUGUGACUCGAAAUGCUUUCUUCAGCUUGAAAAAUGAAGACGAAAAGUGUAACCCGAAAUGGUACCAAGGAGAACCGAUUUGGAUCACCGCCAUACGUCAAAAACUGAAGGCAGCCACUUACUUCUGGCCGGGCUCUGAUGUGGCCAUCAACGGCACAUUUCCAAACAUCUUUAAGGAAUAUGAUAGUGGCAUCACCUUUAAGACCAGAGUUUCGACUUUAUUGAACUGGCUAAGUUUACCAGAGGAGAAAAGACCAGACUUUUAUACUUUGUACCUGGAUGAACCUGAUAGUUCUGGGCAUCGUUAUGGUCCAAGAAGUCUAGAGGUGAUUGAUGCCCUAAAAAAUGUUGAUGACAUGGUGGGCGAGCUGAUGGACGGUCUGACGGAGAGGAAUCUGCAUCAUUGUGUUAAUAUAAUCAUCAUAUCUGACCAUGGUAUGGAGGAGGCUUCAUGUGAAAAAGCAGCAUUUGUGUCAAAUUACCUUCCCCACACGUCUGACUUUGAAGUAAUCCAAGGCCCAGCUGCUCGCAUCAGACCAAAGCGUCUCCCAGAAGAUUACUUUUCCUUCGACUACGAAGGGCUAGUGAGGAACCUCUCGUGCAGCGCCCAUGAUCUGACAAUGACGCCAUACCUCAAAGAACACCUCCCCAAAAGGAUGCACUUCGCCAACAACAUCCGCAUCGAGAGGGGCCACCUCUACAUGAAGCCGGGCUGGCAGGCGGCGCUAAAUCAAAAUGAGGUCAAACGCUGCAGCGGGGGGUUCCACGGAUCAGAUAACAUCUUUACCAACAUGCAGGGAAUUUUUAUUGGUUACGGGCCUGGAUUUCUACAAAACACAAUUGUGCCCCCCUUUGAAAAUAUUGAAGUUUAUAAUCUCAUGUGUGAUCUUCUUAAUAUCCGCCCGGCUCCAAACAACGGGACCCACGGCAGUCUGAACCACCUCCUGAAGAAUCCUGUCCACCAUCCAGUGCACCCUGCACAGCUGUCCCAUGAGACCCCCUGUGAGGCUGCCGAACCAGCCCCCACAUACAGCCUGCACUGCAACUGUUCAUCCCAAAUCAACUCAUCGGAGACUGAAAUGAACAGAAUUCUACUAGCUAGUUCCACCAAAAAGGAGUCACAACGUCGUGUCCACCAUCCUUACGGCACGCCAGGAGUCGUCCAGUCAGGUGCAAACUUCUGCCUACUUUACCACCUGGACUACAUCAAUGGCUACAGUAAAGACCGCCUCAUGCCUCUGUGGGUGUCUUACAGCAUUCAGCCUCUGUUGAGACCGCCAAAGCCGAGGUCGGAGACAGACGUGUGUGUUCGUGCUGAUGUACGCGUCCCACUGGCCUCUAGCCAGCAGUGUCUUCAAUACAAGGACGACCGCAGCCUGACCUAUGGCCUGCUGCACCCCCACUAUCUAAGCUUCAGCGGUCCAGAAACAGACUCUCUAAUUGGCACCAACAUGGUGCCAAUGUUCCCUGCAUUUAAAAAGGUUUGGAACUAUAUUCAUCAAUCCCUGUUACCAAAAUACUCACAACAGCUUAACGGAAUCAACAUCCUCAGCGGGCCAAUAUUUGAUACGGAUUAUGACGGGAAUGUUGAUCCUGUCAGGGAAGUUUCGGGGAAUGAAGCAUCCAUCCCAACGCACUUCUUCUUAAUUCUGAACAGUUGCCAAAAUUUGACUUUACUCCCCACUAACUGUGUUGGUCCACUGAAGGUCCAGUCUUUUAUUCUUCCUCACAGACCAGACUACUCUGAGGUCUGCAAAGAGUCAGAUUUGGAGUUUGUUGAGAGCUGGAUGUCUUUCCACACCGCUCGGGUCAGAGACAUCGAGCUCCUGACUGGACUCAGCUUCUACCACAGCAUGAUAUCAGUGGAAGAAACACUGCAACUCAAGACUUUUCUAGACACACAGCGUGCAAUAGAAAACUCUUGAAAGUGAAGCUUUCUUUAAAAAAACAUUUCCAUCCUUUUGUUUCCUAUUCACGGUUGUUUUUUUAAGGACUGGACAUAAACUGUUCACAUUUUUAUGAAGUACAAAGAAUGCACUCAUAACUUAAAAAGUGUAAAUCUUAUGGAUUACUCUGUUGAUGGAAGGAUUUGAAUAAAAAUACAGAAAUCCUCAACAUGUGGAAAUAUCUAAUGAAUACUUGUCACUGCUAAGUAGGUUUUAUCUUGUGCCAAUUGAUAUUUCUAUGUUUUUGAAUCAAUGUUGUCUUUGUAUUUUGGUACAUUUAUCAGAUGAAUAUUCAGUUUUCGGUUUGUGUUUGAAUAGAUUAGGAAGUCCGUUCACUCAUUGUGUUAUGUGUGAGAAACAAAAGUUAAAAUUGAAGGGCUUUUAUCACUACAGACAAAGGUGUUAAGGGUAAAACAUAAUGAGAGACAUAAAUAAAGAUCCCACAGGUUUAUAUGGAGCCAA